Morus notabilis is the source of this 1950-nucleotide messenger RNA. RefSeq names its product WD40 repeat-containing protein HOS15. Gene Ontology annotation, cellular component: histone deacetylase complex. Gene Ontology annotation, biological process: regulation of transcription by RNA polymerase II. Gene Ontology annotation, molecular function: transcription corepressor activity; protein binding. NCBI's taxonomy places the organism in Eukaryota, Viridiplantae, Streptophyta, Magnoliopsida, Rosales, Moraceae. The coding region runs from base 156 to 1838 and encodes 560 amino acids. The record is from RefSeq and is a predicted model, not a curated record. The transcript is spliced from 14 exons.
UAAAAGAAUCACACUUUUUUUGAGUGUUUUCACCGAGAAGCCCAACGGCCAACGUCUCUGUCGGUUUCUUUUUUGCGGCCAAGAAGAGAAGAAAUCUCCGAUUCAAGUUUUUUUUUUUUAAAAGAAAAGUACCGGUACGGUAUCGUUUGGCGACGAUGAUUUCUAUCACCUCCGACGAACUCAACUACAUAGUUUUCCGCUAUUUACACGAAUCAGGCUUUACACAUUCAGCUUUUGCUUUUGGUUAUGAAGCGGGUAUUAACAAAAGCACAAUUAAUGGUGAUUUAGUCCCACCUGAUGCACUUGUUACAUUUGUGCAGAAAGGGCUUCAAUAUCUUGAGUUGGAGGCAAACUUGGGCAGCAAUGAUGCUGAUGUGGAUGAUGAUUUCUCAUUUCUCCAACCUUUGGAUCUUAUCACAAAGGAUGCCUACGAACUGCAAAGAAUUGUAAAAGAAAAGAAGGAAAAUUUGCAAAAGGAUAAGUCUGAAACAAAUGGGAAAUAUAAUGAGACCAAGCAGAAAAAUGAACCAGAUAAUGCACGAGAAAGAGAGGAGAAGGAGAAAAAAGAAAUGGAACAUGAAGAAAAUCAUGAUAAAGAGAAUAUAUUUAACGAUCAUGAGGAAGACAAAGAAAAAGCAGAAGUGGAUUGCCAUGGCGAAGGAAACACUGAGCAACAUGAAGGAAAUAAUGGAGAUUGCGGUGGACCAGAACCAAUGGAAAUCUCCACAACUGCAACAUCCCAACAUUGUGAAAUUCCUAUUUCUGACGUAACAAUUCUAGAAGGGCAUACCUCCGAGGUUUUUGCUUGUGCAUGGAGUCCAUCGGGUUCACUUCUUGCAUCAGGAUCUGGAGAUUCAACAGCUCGAAUUUGGUCCAUCGCGGAUGGAGCUUCGAAAUCUGCCAUGCAAAACGGACCAGCAGAUGCCGUAGUGCUAAGGCAUUUCAAAGGUAGAACCAACGAGAAAAGCAAGGAUGUGACAACACUUGAUUGGAAUGGUGAUGGAACGUUACUUGCAACAGGUUCUUAUGAUGGACAGGCAAGGAUAUGGAGUGGAGAUGGGGAGUUGAGGAGUUCGUUGAACAAACAUAAAGGUCCCAUCUUUUCUCUAAAGUGGAACAAGAAGGGUGAUUAUCUUCUUAGCGGCAGUGUGGAUAAAACGGCAAUUGUGUGGGACGUAAAGACUGAAGAAUGCAAACAACAAUUUGAAUUCCACUCAGCUCCCACUCUGGAUGUUGACUGGCGGAACAAUCUUUCAUUUGCAACAUGCUCCACUGAUACUAGGAUACACAUUUGCAAGGUUGGAGAGAAACUGCCACUCAAAACUUUCUCAGGGCAUCAGGGUGAAGUUAAUGCUAUUAAAUGGGAUCCAACUGGUACAUUAUUGGCUUCUUGUUCUGAUGAUUACACUGCAAAGAUAUGGAGUAUGAAACAGGACAAGUGCUUGCAUGAUUUGAGGGAACACUCUAGGGAGAUUUAUACCAUCCGUUGGAGUCCUACAGGACUAGGCACAAACAAUCCUAAUCAACCGUUGGUUCUAGCAAGUGCUUCCUUUGACUCAACUAUAAAGCUAUGGGAUGUAGAACAAGGGAGACUUCUCUGCAGCUUUAAUGGCCACAGGGAUCCUGUAUACUCUGUUGCAUUCAGCCCAAAUGGUGAGUAUUUGGCGAGCGGAUCCAUGGACAAGUGCAUGCACAUAUGGUCUGUUAAAGAAGGCAAAAUCGUAAAAACGUACUCUGGAGAUGGCGGGAUUUUUGAAGUUUGUUGGAACAAAGAAGGCGAUAAGGUUGCUGCUUGUUUUGCCAACAACAUAGUCUGCGUCAUGGAAUUCAGAAUGUAAAUGCACUUUUCUACUUUUCUAUUGAUCUAUUUAUAUUUAUUAGUGUGCAAUAACAUGUGCUGAUGUGCACCUUUUUUGAGAGUUAUAUUAACAACUUUUCUAGUUUAGCGCU